AUGGCCUCGGCAAGUGCAAGGCUUCAGGUGGCUCCUGGAGCUGAUCCUGCAGCCUCGAGCAAUGCGCCUUCCAGCCAGUCUGAGCGCAUUCAGGAUGCAGCAGCGCCUGCCGAGCCCAAAGCAGGAGCAACACAGCGGCUUGCCACUGUAGCUGAGCCAUCUAUCGUGAGCGAGUCCGACUCAAACCAGCCUGAGGCAGAGCCAGGCGACAGCUUUGCCCCGAAUACUCCACAGGACAGCGCGGGCGAGGACGACUCCCGCCUGGUAGGCCAGCUCUUGCGCGGUGUGGAGGUACCUGGCCCCAAGGCCAAGGCGGCCAGCGCUGGCGAAGGGGCGCACACCACGGGCGCUAUGGGCACCGCGGGCGCCAUUGGCGCCGUCGGCGCAGGCGCGGCGGGCACGCCCUCGCAGCUGCCUGGCCCAGAGCAAACUGCAGAGAUGGACAGGAGCAAUGAUGAGAGGACCAUCGCAGACAUCCAUGCUGCAGAAGUUCGUGCUAGCCCAGACGCAAGCCCAGACGCGGGCAGGUCCUCCGCACAGGCCAGCGGGGUGCACGCGGAGCCCGAGCAGAAGAAGAAAAUGGACUUCCUUUUCGCAACUGCCGAGGCCCAGGAAGCCAAGGAAGCCGAGACGGCCAAAAAAGCGGAAGAGUCCGCAGAGAAGGUGCCUCCCUUUGCAGCGCCCUCCGCCGCCAUGCGGGCGCGACUCGCGCAGUUUGGGAAGGCAGAAUCCACUGCGGCAGCCAGCACUCAGGUAGAGUCCAGCAAGAAGGCCGCCAAGGAGUCAGAGCCGCUGAAGGACGCAGACCUGGCACCGGAUCCGCAGUCCUCGAUCGAGGGCACCUGGACGAGCUCGGGCAGCCAGCUGCAAAGUGCAGCGCAGAGCUCUGGAGCAGCCCCCUUGGCCCACGAGUUGAGCCUGCCUCCUCUGGGCAAAGCGGAUGUGGGCAAGGAGGUUCCAAGCUCUGGCGCCGAGCAGUACCUGCUAGGGGAGGAAUCUCCCGCUGCAAGUUCGCCAUCCUCGGAUCGCAAGCGGCGGGUGCGUUUCCAGGAGGUCCCGGAGACGGCACCGGCAGCAGAAGCCCCGGUUGCUCCAGCUCGAACUCCGUCAGACUUGGACGCGGAGAGCAUGAUGUGGCUGGGGUGCCUGGAGUCGGCACCGGCAGCUGAAGCACCGGCGGCACCGACAGCAGAAGCACCGGCAGCAGAGGCAACUCCUGCAACUCCGUCAGACUUGGAUGCAGAGGGCACGCAGGGGUAUCCGAAGUCGGAACGACUACCUGUCGCAGUGCCAGAGGCACUGGCAAGGCCGGUGGCAGAAGAAGUACCGGCAGCAGAAGCACAGGCAGCAGAGGCACUGCCAGCACAAGAGCUGGCAGCAGAAGCGCCGACGGCAGAAUCACCGGCGGCAGAAGCACCGGCGGCAGAAGCACCGGCAGCGGAAGCAGCUGCUGUGCCAGCCGAUGAGUCCAGGGACGGCGAGGAGGAUGCGAGUCAUCAUGAUUCUGAAUCGUACGAGGGGUCGGAGCAGUCCGAUCAUUCUGAUGAUCAUUCCGAGCAUUCUGACCAUUCUGAUGAAUCCGAGCAGUCCGAUCAUGAUUCUGAGUAUUCCGAGCACUCCGAGCACUCCGAACACUCCGAACACUCUGAACACUCAGAGCUUUCAGAGGCAAGCGAGACUGCAGAGGAGGAUCCCGGUGAGGAUCUUGGUGAGGAUCUGGGGCCUCAGAAGCCCAAGGCAGAGCCAGCCAUGGCCUCGGCAAGUGCAAGGCUUCAGGUGGCUCCUGGAGCUGAUCCUGCAGCCUCAAGCAAUGCGCCUUCCAGCCAGUCUGAGCGCAUUCAGGAUGCAGCAGCGCCUGCCGAGCCCAAAGCAGGAGCAACACAGCGGCUUGCCACUGUAGCUGAACCAUCUAUCGUGAGCGAGUCCGACUCGAACCAGCCUGAGGCAGAGCCAGGCGACAGCUUUGCCCCGAAUUCUCCACAGGACAGCGAGGGCGAGGACGACUCCCGCCUGGUAGGCCAGCUCUUGCUCGGCGUGGAGGUGCCUGGCCCGAAGGCCAAGGCGGCCGGCGCUGGCGCCGGGGCCCAAACCUCUGCGGCCAGCACCAUGGGCGCUAUGGGCACCGCGGGCGCCAUUGGCAGCGUCGGCGCAGGCGCAGCGAGCACCCAGGUGACGGAGCUGGAGCAGCGCGCCCCAGCGGCCGGCAAAGCGGCAGAGCAACCGCCCACGCAGCCCAUCAGCCGUUGCAUGAGCGUCGCGGACUCUGAGCAGCCAGAGCCGGAGAUUGGGGAGCAGAGCGACAUCUCCGCCAGUGCGGGUUUGGCCAACGUUCCGAAGAAGGACACGGAGCCGGAUCUGAAGCCGCGGGCAUCGAUCCAGGGCACCUGGACAAGCUCGGGCAGCCAGCUGGAAAGUGCCGCGCAGGGAGCAGCUCCCUGGGCCGCACAACCCGUGGCGAAGGCGUCGGCUGGCAUUGCGAGCGACAAGGAGAAGGAGAGCCCCAGUGCUCAGCGGAGCGUUGCAAAGUCGGACAGGACCGAGCUGCCCGACCCAGAGCGGGCUGCAGAGAUUCAUGCUGCAGAAGUUCGUGCUAGUCCAGAUGUAAGCGCUGCGGUGAAGUCCUCGUCGCAGGCCAGCGGAGCACAUGCGGAGCCCGUUGAGCAGCAGAAGAAAAUGGACUUCCUUUUCGCAGGAACUAUUGAGGCCCAGGAUGCCAAGGAAGACGAGAAAGCGGAAGAGUCCAAGGAGAAGGUGCCUGCCUUCGCAGCGCCCUCCGCCGCCAUGCGGGCAGGCACCAAGCAGGGGCCAUUGGAAGACUUGGGCGUCGUCAUGUCAGCGGAAGGGCGCGCCAAAGCAUCGGCAGUGGCAGCUGCAGUGGAAAGAGCCCAAGGGCUGGACGCGGCAAAGGAGGUGGCUAAAGUGGCUGAAACGCUUGGAAGGGAUGAGGGUGCAGGCCAAGCGGUGCCUCAGCGGUUUGUCCCGGGACCUGAAGAUGCGGCAGGUGAAAACCCCAGCAGUGCAGUCCGCAGAUUCGGCGGUGCGGCCGGUGUUCAGCGGGCCCAAGGAGCAGGAGGCCUGGCGCUUCAGCCACCGUCGCAAACUUCCGCGCAUGUGCCGGGCACUGGGCAGAGCCAGGAAGCAGAGGCGGAAUUCACCGAGGCAGCCAGCACUCAGGCCCGCCAGCUGCACAAGGCUCCUGGAGCCAAGCCGUCCACCAUGGAGGCUGAGGACACGGACCUGCCAUCGGAUCCGGAGCUGCUUGCCUCGAUAAAGGGCACCUGGACGAGCUCGGGCAGCCAGCUACAAAGCGCAGCGAGUGCGGCGCAGAGCUCUGGAGCAGCCCCCUUGGCCUACCAGUUGAGCGUGCCUUUCCCGGGCAAAGCGGAUGUGGGCAAGGGCGCAGACCUGCCGUCCGAUCCGCAGCGAUCCUCGAUCGGGGGCACCUGGACGAGCUCGGGCAGCCAGCUGCAAAGCGCGCAGAGCUCGGGAGCAGCCCCCUCGGCCUACCAGUUGAGCGCGCCUUCUCGGGGCAAAGCGGAUGUGGGCAAGGGCGCAGACCUGCCGUCCGAUCCGCAGCGAUCCUCGAUUGGGGGCACCUGGACGAGCUCCGGCAGCCAGCUGCAAAGCGCGCAGAGCUCGGGAGCAGCCCCCUCGGCCUACCAGUUGAGCGCGCCUUCUCGGGGCAAAGCGGAUGUGGGCAAGGGCGCAGACCUGCCGUCCGAUCCGCAGCGAUCCUCGAUCGAGGGCACCUGGACGAGCUCUAGCAGCCAGCUGGAAGGUUCGGGAGCAGCCCCCUUGGCCUACCAGUUGAGCCUGCCUUCUGAGAGCAAAGCGGACGUGGGCAAGGCAGAUCUCGGCACGCUGCUCUCAGGGGCGGUUCCAAGCUCUGGGACGGUCAAGCGUACCGGCGCCUCCCCACAGGGCCGCGGCGUUUCUCGCGCAGCUUCCCUCCAGUUGCCGGUGCGACGCUUCAGCAGCCUCAAGAAGUCGAACACGCUGGACGAGCGGGACGUGCGCGUACGGGACCUGAACCUGAGGUUUUCUGAGCGAGUGGACGUGGUGGACAUCAGCCCUGCCGCGCUGAGCGAAGAAGGGCACCUGGUCUUUGUGGAGGGCAGCCCCAGCCCGCGGACCAGGAGAGCGGUUCGCCCACCUUGCACCUCACAGCCCCGGGCGCAUCCAAGGGGCGUAGCCCAAGUUCGCAGGCCUCGCGCAUGGGAGGUGCAGUUUUGGCAUCUCCUGGGAGCAGUGCUGCAGCUGCUGCCGUCGCAGCCUCUCGCAGCGCAGCCCUGGCCCAGGCUCCUGGCGCCGGGACUUCGGGCGCCGCAACUUCUAAGAUGUCAGCUGCAGGCAGCGCAAGUUCUAAGACUUCAGCUGCAGGAAGUAUGCCUGACACCGGGACUUCGGGUGCCGCAACUUCUAAGACUUCAGCUGCAGGCAGCAUGUCGGGCACAAGGCCGCUGCCAAGCUCCAGCCCAGCUGCGCUUGGUGUCGCACGAUCCGGCGCAAAGUCGGACGUGUCGAGAGGUGGGCUGGCCGCCCAGCCCGGCAGAUCCGAUGUUCAGAGCGGAGCUGACGCCAGGCCUGUUGGCACCCACGCCGCCGGCUCAAAGCCGACCACCAGCUAUCCUGGCAGCGCUUCGGCCACUUCGGCCACUUCGGCCGCUUCGGCCGCUUCGGCCGGCCACAGGCCGAGCACGCCCAGCACGAGCGCUGGCAUGCUCUCCGGGCCGUCCCGAUCCGGGCCGCCGCGAAUGCAGCGGGAGGUGCCGCUGUAUGCUCAGCCAGUGCCCUCCGAACAGGCGCCUGCUGCGAGAAACCCGCCGUCGCGGCCCAUGCCCACGCUGA
Messenger RNA from Effrenium voratum, 4848 nucleotides. The record is from the annotation of a GenBank genome assembly. Lineage: Eukaryota; Dinophyceae; Suessiales; Symbiodiniaceae.